AUGAACAAUUCGACAUGCCCUGAAGGAGAACUCGAACCGUCAUUUUGGGAUCGACCUGACCAGUAUCACUACUUUCAUGACCUGAACGUUGCACUCUCGUCCUCUGUCCCUGCGCCUACGGCAUUUUCGACCGCCAGCAGUAUAUCUUCAGCGCCUAGUGACACGUCUAGGAUCACAGCUGCCGCUAGUCCCAGUGGUACCUCUAGUGCGGUCAUUGGAGGUGCUGUAGGAGGCUCACUCGCUUUCUCAAUUAUCAUUGCAGCAAUUAUAUCCUUUUUGUGGCGUCGGCGGCGUAACCAAAAGAAAAAGAGUACCGAGACAGAGGCGGCAAACACCUUGGUGAUACCAAAGGCAGAACUAGCAUCGCCCACUACACCUUCAGGUUUCUCACCACCUCCGACAUAUUCUUGGGACCAUUCCGGCCAAAACUCGCAACAGAAAUGGCCACAUUACCACACAGGCCGUCAGGAACUGGGAGGAGACACGACAAGAGCUGAGCUUGACUCGCCAUCUGCCAACAAGCCUGCUGAGCUUCCUGGAAGUCCAGAGGCGCGGGAACUUGAGUCACCACAGAACACUCCAGACGUAGCACAGCGGGCAUUCGCUCACGACACGUCGAAGCAGCAAGCACAUGGUCUGGGUGUCAGUGUUGCUGAAACUGCACGGUUGAAUGCGCGAACGUAG
This is a messenger RNA of Alternaria arborescens, 684 nucleotides long. RefSeq lists its product as hypothetical. Bases 1 to 684 code for a protein of 227 amino acids. The transcript has 2 exons. The record is from RefSeq and is a predicted model, not a curated record. NCBI's taxonomy places the organism in Eukaryota, Fungi, Ascomycota, Dothideomycetes, Pleosporales, Pleosporaceae.